AUGGCCGCUUUGAAUCUAAAAUUACGACCGCUUUUUCGUAAUGAUGGCGUCGCCCAAGCCCUUGAUGUUACCAUGGUCUUUGACACCGCCGGCAAAAAGCAAGACGAAGUCGUAUUCAACCAUACUUUAAUGCGGGCAGUCGUGCCCACUAUGCAGUAUACAGCAGAGUCUAUACAACUAACAAAUAGCAAUAAUUCAGCCAUCGGGCUGUAUACUGUCGAUACCAAACGUAAUACUUAUCGUGAAUUUCGCGUUGAACAAGAUGUUCCGGCGGGAGAGAGACUGACCGUCAAGUACCAGGCAACCCCGCGACAUGUGAAUGAAUCUACACGCUGCGGUCCCCAGGUCGCCAUCGAGGAAGAGAAUGGAGGGCUCAGCGGUGCUGGGUUGGCGUUUCUCCUUAUCCCAGCGACAGGCGAUGGCGAUAUUCUGCAUGAUAUCGUAAUUGAGUGGGACUUGUCAUCCGCACCAUCAACAACACGAGCCGUAUGCACUUUUGGAGAAGGCCAGGGCGUUUCCGUGCGAGAAAGACCGUCUAUUCUUUCGGAAUGCUUUUUUGCAGCUGGCCCGCUGAAAAGCUACCCCCCCGUUGUUGAAACAACACCGUCAGCACCAUCUGCAACCUCACUUUCGCCAUUUGGAAUGUAUUGGCUCUCGGACCCCCCAUUUGAUACUUCCAGCUUGGGUCAACAAUUAGAAAAACUGAUUCCACGAAUGGCAGAUUUCUUCGGAGACGAUGACCGAUUAUUUCGAAUCUUCAUCCGGCGCAACGAGUACAAAUGCGCUUCCGGACGUGGCCUACACCGAGGUUUUGUUUUCGCCUGGACCCCGUUAUCCCCGAAAGCUGAAGAUAUGGUACAGGACUUUCUCAUGCAUGAAAUAGUACACAAUUGGCCGCGACUGGGCUUCACCACCGGCGGACCAGAAGAUCUUAUAGACGGAUGGUUCAACGAAGGUAUUGCGGAGUAUUACUCUUUAAUCCUGCCUUUUGUAUUUGGCGUCAUGACGGAAGAACAGUUCAUUGAGCGGUUCAACUGGCGUAUUUCGGGUUAUUAUACAAACCCUGAUCGCGCGGUAAAGAAUAAGGACGUGCAAGACCGAUUCUGGCUCCCCGGACAAGUAAAUCGAAUUCCAUACCAGCGAGGUUUUAUGUAUUUUGUGCAACUGGCUUAUAAACUCCAUAACUCGGGCAAAAGAUCCCUUGAUGAAUUGAUGAGAGAGAUGAUCAAAUUACGGGCAACUGAUAAACCACAUGGGAUUCGAGUAUGGUUGUCCUUUGUUGAAAGGGAGCUGGGGUCCCCAGCAUUAGACGAUUAUAAAGAAAUGUCAGAAGCAAAACCAAUCAUACUCCCGUCCGAUGUCGCCAAAGUGUGGAUUCCGAAUAGCAACUGGAAGCUUGAGCCAGUUAGACAGGAAGAAUUUUACCUAGGAUUUCCAGAGGAGAACUUCUCCGCUCAACCACGAGUGAUUUCGGGUUUGGAUUUGGAGUCAAGAGCGGCAAAGGUUGGUGGUCUACAAGAGGGCGAUCAAAUCACGCUCAAAUAUGGGUUUCUUGUUGAUGCAGAUGUUUGGCCGAAGAUGUUCACCAUGAAUGUGAAGCGAGGAAACGAAGAGACGCCGCAUCAAAUCACAUGGUGGCCUAGGAGUUGGUACAAAGUGGAGAGUUAUCAGUUUGUUCGGUCUGCAUGA
Molecule: messenger RNA, 1689 nt
Organism: Talaromyces marneffei
Lineage: Eukaryota; Fungi; Ascomycota; Eurotiomycetes; Eurotiales; Trichocomaceae
Exons: 1
Coding region: 1-1689 (562 amino acids)
Source: RefSeq, a predicted model, not a curated record